AUGCUGUCCAAUUCAUCUGACGCAUUAGAUAGUUUGUGUUAUGUUUAUACUUAUAGAAAUGUCAGCAUCUCAUCUAACUAUUGGACAACUGUGGUAACCAGUGUUUUUGCGUUUCUUCUCGCUCCCAUGACAGCGACUGGGAAUGCUUUCGUUUUGGCAGCAAUUUGGGGAAACCCGGCGCUAAGGACUCCAUCCCAUGUGCUUCUUGCUGGAUUGGCCUUCACGGAUUUUUGCACAGGACUAAUAAGUUUGCCAGUUAUGGUUGCGUCCAAGUUAGCACAUUUAUGGGAAAGCAGUCUGACAUGCACACUUGUUCUGAUUUCAUUUAGUGUUAGUCAUUUUUUCACCUGCUUGACAGUCGCUGUCAUAGCGAUGGCUGCUGCAGAAAGAUGGCUUUGCAUGAGCCGGAGGUCUCUUCUUACAGUACGCCGAGUUAUUAUUCAUUACAUCAUAAUUGUGUCCAUGAUAACUGCCUUUGUAACUGUCCGCGUUUUCAGUUUUCGGUAUCUAUCGAAGGACAUAGACAAUUUGCUGAAUGGAGCUUUUUUAACGGCGGCGGCAAUUUGUAUUCUGGUCAUGGCAGUUUCUUAUUACAAGGUGUUUAGAAUACUUCGUCACCAUCAAAAAGGAGUUCGAGCAAAUCAAAAUUCCAUUAAUAUUGCAAAAUACAGAAAAUCUAUAUUCACUGUUCUAUAUAUACUUGCACUUUUUGUGAUCAGUUACCUCCCCUAUCUGGGUAGCGCGUUAACCUUUUACGUUUUGCAAGAAUUCGGAGACAUGUUCCUAACAUGCUCCAAUUUUUUACUUCGAUCAUUGUUUAUUCUUCUUCGCUUUGAAUCCUUUGCUUUAUUGCUGGAGGAUGAAGGAGAUAAAGAUGGGUGUAAAAAGCUUGGUAAGAAAAAUAUUUUGUAA
This is a messenger RNA of Pocillopora meandrina, 912 nucleotides long. The record is from the annotation of a GenBank genome assembly. NCBI's taxonomy places the organism in Eukaryota, Metazoa, Cnidaria, Anthozoa, Scleractinia, Pocilloporidae.